Molecule: messenger RNA, 1101 nt
Organism: Actinia tenebrosa (Australian red waratah sea anemone)
Lineage: Eukaryota; Metazoa; Cnidaria; Anthozoa; Actiniaria; Actiniidae
Product: vacuolar protein sorting-associated protein 72 homolog
Cellular component (GO): nucleus
Source: RefSeq, a predicted model, not a curated record
CCAAGAUGGCGGACGAAGGGACAAGUCUGGUAAAGAGUAGACCUCAGCGCAAAAAUGCUGGAAAUCGGAUGUCUAAAAUGAUCGAAGAUGAACAAGAAGUCGACGACUUCUAUAAGACAGCUUUUGGUGGCUUUGAAGAGGAAUCAGGAGACGAGGAGUUUGAAAAAGAUGAAGAAGAAGAUGUCGACAUUGUUGAUUCAGAUUUUAGUUUAUCUGAGACAGAUGAGGUCAUUGAACAAGACGAAGAUGAGCCUAAGAGGAAACGAAAAAAGGUUUUCAUAAAGCCUUAUCGUCAGCAAAAGCCAGAGAGUGAAGAACCAAAGCCUAAACAGGCCCCAAAACCGAAGAAAUUUGGUGGAAAUGCUACUCCAAGGGAAGGACUUCGUAAAUCAACUCGUACGUUGACGGUCUCUAAAGCAGAAGAACUUAAACAAAGACAGCAUGAAGAAAAAGAAAAGCGCAGUAAACAGAAGCAACAGAACUUCAAAGCACCGCCUGGAAUGCGACGGCUCACUCAGGAAGAACUCCUAGCAGAAGCCAAAAUAACAGAGGAAGAAAACCUCGCAUCGCUCGCUGCUUAUCAACGACUCGAAGCAGACCGAAAGAAAACAAAAGUCGUUAAGGUAACCAACAAGGGACCUUUGAUAAGAUUUUGUUCUUUAUCUAUGCCAGUAGUAGAAAUACACGAACCUAUUCUAAAAGUCGACGAGAUCGAGAAAGAUGAAGAGGAUCCCAAGGUCAGUGUUGAUUCGUCGAAGCGCUGCAGUCGAAAUUUUCUCAUUUUCACGGAUGCAAAGAGUUUUCCAGAUGCUUAUUUUCCUACCAAGAAAGUCAAAUAUCCACAAAGGAAAUAUUGUCCAGUGACAGGGCUACCUGCACAGUACAGAGACCCCUUAACUGGUCUGCCGUAUGCCAAUGCACAGGCGUUCAGGUAUAUAAGGGAGAGCUAUGUAAUGCAGAUGGAAGAGAACAAAGAGAAAGGAGGGAUGGAAAAUGAAACAAGAAAAAGAAGAUAACAGCUGUGCUACACUACAGCAAUAGUCCCCUUCACAGUUCCCUGCACCAUCUUAAAAAGUAGCCGCACCUUUACAUCGAAGCGAG